This is a messenger RNA of Microcebus murinus (gray mouse lemur), 6490 nucleotides long. It is a transcript of the gene IFNAR2, whose product is annotated as interferon alpha and beta receptor subunit 2. The record is from RefSeq and is a predicted model, not a curated record. Gene Ontology annotation, biological process: type I interferon-mediated signaling pathway. NCBI's taxonomy places the organism in Eukaryota, Metazoa, Chordata, Mammalia, Primates, Cheirogaleidae. Gene Ontology annotation, cellular component: plasma membrane. Gene Ontology annotation, molecular function: type I interferon receptor activity; protein binding; interleukin-22 receptor activity.
CGCGCACCUGCGCCGCACACUCUGUUCCCGGCGGGAGAGCAUCCCCGCCGGCGAGCCCGAGCCAGGCGCGUUCCGCGCGCAGCCCGUGGGCCAUCCCCGGCCGCGCCGCCCGAGGGGCCGCCAGCAGGGCGCAUCCCGACCGCGAGCGCCGGAGCCCGGGGGGGCGGAGGGGCGGCAGCGCAGCGCGGCUCCGGAGGUGGGCCUGAGCCUAGCAUCGGAGGGGAGCCGCGGGGCGAGACUGCAAAGAUGUAAAAGUAAAGAAAGGACUUAAAAAAUAACAAAGAUGCUUUUGAGCCAGAAUGCCUCGGCCAUCAGAUCACUUAAUUUGAUUCUCAUGGUGUUCAUCAGCCUAGUAUUUGGUGUUUUACGUGAUAUGCCUGAUUCUUCAGAUGAACCUUGUGUUUUAAAAAUAACGCUACAAAAUUUCCAGUCGAUCUUAUCAUGGGAAUUUAAAAACCAUUCUGUUGUACCAACUCACUAUACAUCAUUGUACACAGUCAUGAGUAGAAACGAAGCUAUGAAGACUGUUGAGGGCUGUGUAAAUACCACACGAUCAUUUUGUGACCUCACACGUGUGUGGAAAAACAUACACGAGGUCCACAUUAUAAAAGUCGAAGGAUUCAGAGGGAGCACGUUGCUCGUCCAUUGUACGAAGGAUUUCUUGCCGGCCAUCGAUAUAUCUUUAGAACCGCCAGAGUUUGAGAUUGCUGGCUUCACAGACCACAUCAGUGUGAUGGUAAAAUUUCCAUCUGACAUUGUGGAAGGAUUGCAGUUCGAUUUAUCACUGGUCAUUGAAGAAGAGUCAGAGGGGAUUGUGAAGAAGCAUGUACUCAAAAUGAAAAAAAACAUGAGUGGAAAUUUCACCUAUGUCAUCGACAACUUAAUUCCAAACACAAACCACUGUGUGUCUGUUUAUUUUGAGUCUGCAGACCAGGCAACAGCAGUACAAUCUCCCUUAAAGUGCACCUUCCUUCAACCUGGCCAGGAAUCAGGGGAUCAGGAUUGAAUUCAGUGCUGUGUGCCCUUAGCCGGCCAUUGUUUGAGCCCAAUGCUGGAAGAGGCGGGGAGCUGCCCGCAGCACUUGACUGCACUGUGUCAGAGGGUGACAGGAUGAUGGCAAGCUUGGGUGUGGUUCCCACGUGUGGCCCAGCUCUAUCUGCUCUAGCUCACCGAUGAAAGGGCACCUUGUCAGCGCAGAUGAGACAGUCACGAGUGAAGGCUGAAAGCCCCUCUGUUGCAAAGACAGCAGGACAGUCAACAGUGUGGCCCCAACCCUCCCUCCCGUGUGGAGAAAUGUGCAUCGAGAACAGUCCAACUGAGAAACUUCCCUGCUGGUGACUUCCUCAGGAAGUAACUAGGUCUCUCCACCUGUUUUAUCAAAAGUGAAAACCUAUGAAAAUCACCCUCAAAGAAGCCUUUCUAAAUUUCCCAACCCCAAUGGAAGCUUCUUUCAUCUUCUGAUUUACCAGAAUAAAAAUAAGAUUUACAAGGAAAUGACUUUUAAGGGAUAUGGUUAUUUGUGAAUUAAGUGAGCUCCAUGAGAUGUUGCCCAGCAUAGACGAGUGCCUGAUGUUAGCUCUAACCACGGGAGGUAUGAUCUGAUUCUCCGGUGUUCCUCAAAGCCAAAUGAUGCAGAGACUGAUUUUAAAGGAAAAAAAAAAAUAUCUCAGACCUGUAGCUUGAGUUAUUUUUAUAAUUUCAAUUAAAUACAUGAGGCAAAACUGAAACUGCAUAUAGAUUCGGUCUGUCCAUAGCUCUUUAAAAAACAUAAACCCCAAAUAAAUGUACAUAUUUAUGUCCUAACACCAAUUCUAUGACACUAACUCAUCUCUAACAAUUCAGUUUAUUUCUGACAGUACCUGAAGUUAGCACAGGCCCCACAGGUUCCAGGCUCAGUCCCACAAGACUGCCCCUCACUUCAGAUGCCCGCCACAAGUCCUGGGUCCCAAGGUCACCCACAUUUCUGUCUCAUUCGGCUACAAAGUCAGGAGUUCCCACGACCUCUCUUCAGGUUCAGUAAUUUGCUAAGAUGACGCACAGAACUCAGGAAAGUGCUAUACUUACGAUUACCAUUUUGUUAGAUUUAGCAAUCUCAUCCCGUGUUCUUAAGAAAUCUGCAUGCGCGGUAAGAUUCAGGUCAUAUAACUCCCAACUGUUCAAUCAAAGUGGUUCCAUGGUGACAUUUGAACCAUGAGGAGGUUCCUCUCCGGACACCUUAGACAAGACCCAGACCAUAACCAAGCUCUCUUUUUCCGCUGUGACAAGGGGUCCGGUUGUCAUCUGUGGCAUAUGUAUCACGCUUUGUAAAUCUCUGUCUUGCUCUUGCUCCGUAAUCCUGUAUUUCUCUCCUCAAUAAACCUUGUUUUUGUGCUUGCCUCCCUCUGGUGCAUUUGUUUGUUCUUUGGCCAUGAGCACACCAAGACCCGAGAACACAGAACGAGAUUGCUAAAUCUAACAAUUUUAUUAUCAAAGAUACAAAUGAACAACCCAAUGAAGAGGUACAUAGGACAAGGUCUGGAAGGGGAAGGGUCCCUAGUGCAGGAGCUUCUGUCCCUGUGGAUUUGGGGUGCACCACCAUCCCACGCAUUUAUAUGUUCACCAACCUGGAGGUUCCCCAAGCCUUGGUGUUCAGAGUCUUUAUUGGGCUUCAUUAUGUAGGUGUGAUUGAUUAAAUCAUGGCCACAGGAUUGAACUCAAUCUCCAGCCUCGCUCCCCUCCUUGGAGGUUGGGGGCGGAGUUGGAACUUCCAACCCUCUAAUUGUGGAGCUGGUUUUUCUAGUGACCAACCCUCAUUCUGAGGCUGUCUGUCCACACUCUGAUGGCACCUCAUUGUCAGAUGAUAGGGUCCCCAAAAGGGACUCGUUAGGAAGAACAAAAGACACUCCGAUCACUCAGAGGAUUCCACACGUUUUCGAAACGCUGUGCCAGGAACCAAACUCAUGUGUACAAUAAAAACUCAAAUUCAUAACAUGUCAGAGUGAUGAUGAAACUGACACUCCGUCCCCACCUCCAAGGUGAAGGUGUUGCUGCUGAGAAGGCACAGGCUCUUCCGAGGUGGACACGCCCUGAGGUGCCUCACUUUCUCCCCUGACCCUUCUCCGUUUCACCCUCUGAGAGAUGCUCAGGCAACAGCAUGCUGCCAGAUCAUUCCAACCGUACUUGCAUGUUGUCAGCCUCCACUCUUUGAUCAUUACCCAGGACUAACUAUCUGCAUACCGUACAUGGUGUCUGGAUUGUUGUUGUCGGAAACGCAGGAACCAAAUAGGUUCUCUCGAUGCCCCCUUGCCAUGUGAUAUGCCCUCCACUAGCCAACUCAGGAGCCAGAUGGGUUGGGAUGGUGAGGGGCCUUUGAAGGGCAGCACGGCCUUAGCGUGGGCUAAGGUUCACCGGCCUUAGCGUGGGCUCAGCAGUGAACCCUGCAGCUCUGGGCAGACUGGCAUGGGAGGAUUUUAGCCCAGAGAUCUGGAGAAAUGCCUUCCCCUUGCCAAGCCCUGAAAAUUAAUUGGUUGGCUCGUUUUAGUAAGGCCCUGUGGGAAGGAAAGCUCUAUUCAUUCAUUGAUGGAUGUUUAGUGGGGGGCUACUAUGAGCCAGUUUCUGUUCUUGUUACUGGGGAGAUAGCAGUGAACAAAAUAGAUGAAAAUCCCUGACCCUGUGAAGCGUGCAUUUCAGUAGGAGGCAGCAUAACAAGAUAAAAAAGUAAAAUAUACAGUACGGUAAGUGACAGUAAGUGCCACGGAGAAAAUGUAAGCAGGAAGGGAGGUGAGGGGCGUGUGAGGCAGAGGGGGUGGGUCGCUGUUUUAAGUAGGGCAGUGUCUUGGUUCACAUUCCCUGGAAGCAGAGCCCGGGGAGAGGUUCUUAUACUAGCAUGAUGCAUUUGGGGCGGGGGAAGAGGGUGCGGAAUCUGGAGAGGGAGAAUGAGGGAACAGGUAGGGACGGGGAGAGAAAUUAACUAAGCCACGGUGUGGUCCCACCUGAGCCUCACUUGAAGCUGAUCCCAGGGGGUUCUCUGGAGCAUGGACUGUCCCCCCAGUCAGCCAGCCAGUCAGUUAGCGGAGGCGAUCUUUGGCAUGGCCUCCAGGUGAGGCAGCCCCGCUUUGGCCAAGGGACGUUCCUGAGAGAAGGAUCAGCUCCGAGAUGUAUCGCCCAACAGGUGCGGCGGCCUUGGAGUGCACACUGGUAAGGAGGACAUGGCAGGACACCUGCAGCAGCCACCACAGAUGGCCAGGGAGACCCCCCCCAACCGAGACAGUAACAUUCGAAUAAAGACCCAGGGGGUAUGUGGUAAGCAGAAUAAUAGCUCCCCAAAGAUGUCCGCAUCCUAAUCCCAUAGGUGUGACAGGCUGCGUGCAUGGCGAAGGAGCUUUGCGGCUGUGAUUCAGUUGAGGAUCCUGAGAUGAGGAGAUGAUCCUGGAUCACCCAGGCGGGCCCAGUGCAAGCACAAAGGUCCUCCUAAAGGAAAGGAAGGGGCAGGAGGCUCAGAGUCAGAGAAGGAGCCGCGACAACAGCAGCAGGGCUCAGAGGGUGUGACUCGGAGAUGCUAUACUACUGUCACUUUUCCACGAGCCAAGGAAUGCCAGCGGCCUCUAGAAGCCAGAAAAGGAAAUAGGUUUUCCCCUAGAGCCUCCAGAAGGAAUGCAGUCCUGCCAACACCUUGAUUUUUAUCCCAGUGAAACCCAUUUUGGACCUCUGACCGCCAGAACUGUAAGAUAAUAUAUUUGCAGUGUUUUAUGGCACUAAUUCUAUGGUCAUUUGUUACCGUAGCAAUGGGAAACUAAUGCAGGAGGUGAGGAGUGAGUCACCGCAGACAUGGGGCGAGAGUUCCACAUGGAGGCUCCAGCGAGUGCCAAGGCCUUGAGGCAGCGUUAUGCCUGGCACGGGAGGGCAGGGGAAGAAUAGUAACAGUUUGGGUCAGAGUAGGGUGCAGGACCUUAGAUGAGGUAGGACUUUAGGAGCCAUUGUAAGAGACAGGGCCCCCUCAGAGGGUGGUGAGCAGGUUGCCUCCUUGUGAUCAGACUUAGGAUAUAAAAGGAGCAUCUAGAUGCCAUGAGGUGGGAGCCAGGGCGGGGCUGAUGCCGCAGUAGUCUAGGUGGGAGGUGGCAAUGCUUGGUCCAGAGGGGUGACAGGGGAGGAGCCCCAGGAGACUGAUGUUAAUCAUCACCAAUCUUUUGACAAAGUCCUUUUUCUUUUCCAUUAAAGGUAAUUUGUAAUCAGAUAUUACCAACCCCCUAUUGCUUAGCUCAGCCCCCUGCUUGUGAGGUCCCUUGUGUUUUGUUUAAAAAGUCUCAAAAGUGAGUCUGGAGAAAGACAGGUGUGUCCAAAGCCAAAUUUUAAAGACACGACCUGGUCUCCCCUUUUCAAGAUGACUUGAUCUGACUCAUCUUCAAAGAAGAAGGUGGAUAACAGCAAUGACAUCUAAUGACAAUUUCUCCUUUCUGAGGAGGAACGCUGGCAGAAUUCAUCUUUUUUCAAACAGGAAUGUUUAAAAGUAGCAUGCAUGCAUAAUUUGUCAUCAAGCUAAAAACAAAAAUAUUAAGUUCUCAUAAAGAACUCUCAGGACGCAUGAGAAUACCCCGAAUUGAGAAGUAUUAUCCCUAGUCUAUUAACUACAGUUUACAUAAUCUGAUUUGUAGGAUGUCCUAUUAAAUAGAUGACAGACGACGGUACCUUGUGGCUAGUCUCUGAAAACUGGAUGGGUAGACGAGUCAGAAUCUCAGUAUUGUGCCAUUGCGUCGCCAAUGUAAUCAUUUUGGUUUACAGUAUCCUUUUCAGGAAUGUAAACUCUAUACGUGUAAUACCUUUGUAUCAUAAAGGUAAGCCUUUGGGGCUAGAUCUGAGUGUAGAACCGUCACUGACAUGACAAUCCCUCAUGCACACUCAGUGAGGAUGAGAGUGGCUUCGUGAAUCCUGUGCUAUCUAGCAGUGCAAGGGCCUUACCCGAGUUCCUUCCCAUUCAUUCUUUAACCUUCUGAAAGACUUAAAGUAUGCGAUCCAUUUUUAUUUCCUUUUUUGUCCCCUCUGUCUGUUUUGCCUGAGGCUUUGUUUACAAGAUUAAUAUUAAUAAAGGUCUUUCUGGAAAUUUAAGAGAGCCUUAGUUACAGUCUUAGUUACAGCCUUAGUUACAGUCACUACUGAUUUCUUCUCAGUCCAAUCAGACUUAAGGAAAAAAGCUAUGUUCGGUCAGAAAGUUGGAAUUGUCCAAAAGGAAUUUUGGCAAGAAACCAAGGGAACUGUUAACAGAGCAAGGUGGGUUCAGCAGAGCCCUGAUCUGGGGCCCUGGCACCGCCGAAGUCCAGCCCCAGAAUGGGCCAGUUGGUUUUACUCAGGCUGACUCUCCUUUUCCUCUUCCUGCCCGUGUGCAUGCUGACAUGUGGCUGCCGAGCAUUGGGAUGUGCUCCUAGGACUGAGAGACUGAGCUCUUAAUUAUAUUUAAUUCUGUUCAUUUAAAUUCAAGCAGCCACCACUACUGGCUACUGCAGGGGUCCUCAAACUU